Wyeomyia smithii (pitcher-plant mosquito) is the source of this 1855-nucleotide messenger RNA. RefSeq lists its product as uncharacterized. The transcript is spliced from 3 exons. Gene Ontology annotation, cellular component: external side of plasma membrane. Gene Ontology annotation, molecular function: carbohydrate binding. NCBI's taxonomy places the organism in Eukaryota, Metazoa, Arthropoda, Insecta, Diptera, Culicidae. The coding region runs from base 565 to 1749 and encodes 394 amino acids. Gene Ontology annotation, biological process: biological process involved in interspecies interaction between organisms. The record is from RefSeq and is a predicted model, not a curated record.
GGGCCGGAGCUUGGGUCUCGCGCAUGCAGUUUACCAUCGCUCAGACGCGAACGAUCAACUAACCAGUGUGCACACGCGAUUUUGCGCUCCACACGCGUGGAUAGUAAACAUCUUUAUGAGUAGUUCCUUCGGAAACUCGUUUAGGCCGUGCAAAACUUCAACCGGUAUUGCUCGCUUAACCUAAAUGUGUCAUCUUCGAUAAUCUGAGCGCAUCACUCAUUCACUCCAAUCGGGCGCUGCGCAAGGUCUUUGAUCUGCACUAGUAACGGUGUCGCAAGUGUCACGGUUCCGGUUAAGUCAGUGUUGUCGCGUGUGUUGAGUAAUAGGCGCCUUCAGCGUAUGUCGGUGCUGACAAAAGGGACCGCAAGGGGUGCUACUAACGCUAACGCGUAAAUGAAAGUGAAGAGAAAAUUGCCAUGAGAUAAUACCUUGCGACAGACGACAACGACGGCGACGACAAAAACACGGCGUCAUCGAGCUUUCGCAGAAAGUGAAUUUAUUUUAGGGUGUUUUCAUAAACCGCGCGCCGGAGAAGGAAAAUUACUGAAGGCGCGGCGCGAAGGUAUGAGUGCAACCUGUGGGACACGCAAAAUGAGGUUAACCAGCUGGUUAACGGUGCUAGCAUUGCAGCUGUUGGUACAUGUCGAUGGAAUUUACGUGGUGGAAAAAGGUGGACGCAAAUCCUUGGUCAAGCUCAGUCCCGCACAGUGGACCGAACCGGACGAGAAUGGACUGUGGUCCUCGCUGUUGGAAGAGUACACGCUGGGAUUCAACACAUCGUCCCGCAGCGCUCGAGUGAUGCAAGCCACCGCCGCUGCUGUGGCCGUCGGUCAAACCCAUCAAUACAUACCGACGUCCAGUUUUUACAUCAACAAACGAAUCGGUGAAGCUGUCGAAAUGGGAUCACCCAUCGGAAAGGUUAUUGGACCUUCAGGUUAUGCUGAAAAUCAGCUCAACAGCGGUCCCAGCGGGCAAGGUUCGUUCACGCCAAUGCGUCAGAGUUUUGGCGGUGCAACUCCUACAGAGAUGCUUGCGUCACCUCGCGAGGUCUCUGAAACGGACCUUUAUUUGCUGGGAGCGAUUGAGAAGCUAGUCUAUCGAGUGGAUUACAUGGAGAAUAGACUGCGAAGAGCCGAGCAAAUUAUCUACUAUUUAAUGGCUGGAAAUAAUCAGAAAAUAGAUUCAUGCCCGGAUAACUUCACCAGAGUGCACGACAUUUGCUACCUAUUUGGAGUCGAUCGUGGAUUGAACUGGAAAUCGGCCAGUACGAUGUGCAAAUCCUAUGGCGGCCAUUUGGCGGAGUUUGAAACUGGUAUAGAAUUUCAGGAUGUUGUAGCCUACAUAUUGAACAAUCAACUGAACCGGGGCAAAGAGUACUGGUUGGGUGGUUUGAAUCCGGGACUGCUCUGGAUUUGGACUCAGUCCGCCAAACCGGUUAAUCCCAACACGAAUCUAACUUCGAUCACAUCAAGCAGCCAAGGGUCUGGGAGUGCCAGUAAGGUGGAUUUUUCGAAAAAAGAAGAUUCUAAAAUUGUCAACAACCCCGCUCAGCCCUCAAAGCAAACGGGACCCACACUGGAGAUAACAGGUACAGGACGAUGCCUAAAGCUGACGUAUAACAGCGCACUUUAUACGUACGGGUACACCGGACAGGAUUGCUCCGCGAGGUUCAACUACAUUUGUGAACUUAGAAGUAAAUCUCUGGAUAAUGAGAUUUCCCGUAUUGCGAAACAGCUGAAGUUAGAUUAGUUGAUGAGAAGUAAGGUUAGUUUAUAGGUUCGUACAAUACACGAUAAUUUAUUGAAACUUGUUUAAGAGAGUGUGCGAUGAGAUAAUAAAGUUUAUUUAACAAUCU